This is a messenger RNA of Miscanthus lutarioriparius, 1284 nucleotides long. The record is from the annotation of a GenBank genome assembly. NCBI's taxonomy places the organism in Eukaryota, Viridiplantae, Streptophyta, Magnoliopsida, Poales, Poaceae.
AUGGGAGCCAGGCACCUCCAGCUUUGCCUUCGUGAUGCCUGGCCAGUCCUUGUAAUCUUUCCAUCUUCUUUGCGAUUACAUUGGGCAACUGCUAUUCAGAGCUGGCUUAACAUCCCUAUGGAAGAUAUCUUGGUGGUAUUGCCACAUACUGGAGGAUCACAUAAAGCAGGAUUCAGAGUGGUUUACUCAAACAAUAAAGGAGAUUUUCACUUGGAUGGGGCAUUCAACGUCAUAUCUUAUGAUAUUGUUAUAGCUGAUGAAUCACAUUUUAUGAAGAAUGGCCAAGCGAAGAGAACGAUUGCUUCACUUCCUGUUUUGCAGAAAGCUCAAUAUGUUGUUUUGCUUAGUGGAACUCCUGCUUUGUCUCGCCCAAUUGAGCUCUUUACUCAGAUCCAGGCCUUGUAUCCUACAGUGUACAAGAAUGUUAAUGAGUAUGGCAAUAGAUAUUGCAAGGGUGUUUUUUUCGGGUUGUAUCAAGGUGCUAGCAAUCACGAGGAGCUGCAUAAUUUGAUGAAAGCAACUGUCAUGAUCCGUAGGUUGAAGAAAGAUGUCCUUUCACAGUUGCCUGUUAAACGUAGACAACAGGUCUUUCUAGAUUUAAGUGAGAAAGAUGUGAAAAAUGUCCGUGCUCUGUUUAUUGAGUUGGAGACUUUGAAGAUCAAAAUUGAGUCCUCUGACUCCAAAGAGAUGAUCGACUCUCUCAGAUUUGCUUACCAGAAUAUUGUCAAUAAGAUCUAUACUGAUUCAGCUGUAGCCAAAAUUCCAGCUGUGUUGGAUUUCCUGGGUACUAUGAUUGAGGCAGGUUGCAAGUUCUUAAUAUUUGCUCAUCACCAACCCAUGAUUGAUGCCAUUGAGCAACAUCUUUUGAAUAAGAAAGUAAAGUGUAUCAAAAUUGAUGGCAAGACACCUUUAACUACAAGACAAACCUUAGUCACAGAUUUCCAAGAGAACGAUGACAUCAAGGCAGCAGUGUUAUCCAUCAAAGCCGGAGGCUAUGGGAUAACUUUGACAGCAGCGAGCACAGUAAUCUUUGCUGAGUUGUCAUGGACUCCUGGGGACAUCAUUCAAGCUGAAGAUCGUGCUCAUCGGAUUGGUCAGGUUUCAUCAGUCAACGUAUAUUAUCUUCUCGCGAACGGUACUGUAGAUGAUCUUAUGUGGGACGCCGUUCAAGGCAAACUUGAGAAUCUGGGGCAGAUGCUGGACGGGCAGGAGAACACGCUGGAUGUUUCCCAGAUUGAUUGCAGGCCAAGUCCCUCGAAGCAGCGGAAGGCACUGGACGGCUAG